AUGUCAGCGUCCACUAAAUCGAAGUCAGACAUUUUCAUGAGCAUCAAACCCGAGCACAUGGGCAACAUUGCCUCGGGUGCCAAGAAUCACGAAUACCGGGGCUAUCUCCUCCCAUCGCGAAUUCGUCGCAUUUGGUUCUACACUACUGCUCCCGUUAAACGACUCGAAUACGUUGCCCGUAUAUCCACAGGGAAACUUCCAGGGGAGGUGCCUGAGGACGGCGGACUCGGCAAUGCAGAUUUCAACGCCGGCAAGAAGAAAUCCAAGUACGGGUACGAGAUCAUUUCUCUGUGGGUGUUAAAGGAACCUAUCAGUUUGGAAAAGGCUAUCUCGACAACGAUCUUGAAAGGGGCGCCGCAGAAAUACUGCUGGGUGCCGACUAGUCUUAUAAGGAGCCGUCCGCUGGAUAAACAGCACCAGCUAUUUUCCAAAAUCGCGGAGGAGGAUUCUUUAGUGGAGUCGAAGGAGCAUGAGGCAGUCCCGGCAAAGGGUUUAGAAUCUUAUUUUGCUAAGGAGGACCGACGAGGGCAUGAUGAAAGUACAAUUAAGGACUAG
Penicillium verhagenii is the source of this 555-nucleotide messenger RNA. RefSeq lists its product as uncharacterized. The coding region runs from base 1 to 555 and encodes 184 amino acids. NCBI's taxonomy places the organism in Eukaryota, Fungi, Ascomycota, Eurotiomycetes, Eurotiales, Aspergillaceae. The record is from RefSeq and is a predicted model, not a curated record. The transcript has a single exon.